AGAGCCGCUCAGUGAUGGCUGCUGUCACAAGGUCCACGCGCUGCUCCGUGUGGAGGAAGGCGGCCGCCGCCUAUAGCACGGGCCGGGAUGGAGGGCAACCUGCUCCCGCACCCAAACACGAGACCCUCCAGGUAACCCCGGUGCCCCUCUCCCCCGCCUCCUCCUCGUCUCCGGGAUCCCCACCUCCCAAACAGGCACACGGUGCCCCAGCCCCGGGACGGCGCUUCGCCUCCACCGCUCCCGUUAAAGAUAGCAAGAGCUUCCUAUGGUCCAGAUACGGAGAGAUGAAGAAACUGGUACAAGAUCUGCUGCCCCCUGGAGUAUGCAAUCUUCUCAACUCAUCCACAAUUUAUGCCAACAACGAAGUGUGCCUUGGGGAUAUUGAAAUCUAUGGGUUUGACUAUGACUAUACCCUGGCACUGUACUCGAAUGCCCUUCACUCAAUGAUCUUCAACACUGCCAGGGAUAUCUUGGUGGAACAAUAUAAGUACCCAGCUGAACUCCUCCAAUAUGAUUACCUACCAAACUUUGCUGUGAGGGGCCUGCACUAUGACAUAAAUAAGGGCCUUCUAAUGAAGAUUGAUGCUUACCACUACAUUGAGAUGGGCACAGCAUACAGGGGUCUGAAGCCUAUCACAGAAGAUGAGGUGAAGGAACUGUUCCAUGGAACAAACCAUGUCCCACUUCACCAGGUCAGCGGAUUUUACGGCAAGGGUCCUGCUGUUAAACAGUACAUGGACAUAUUCUCUCUGCCUGAGAUGACUCUCCUGGCUGUCACCAAUGAUUACUUCCUGACACACAAUAUAGAUUAUGAUCCAAUUCACCUCUACAAGGAUGUUACUGAUGCCGUUCGGGAUGUACAUGUUAAAGGAUUCAUGUAUAAAUGGAUUAUGCAAGAUCUUGAAAAAUACAUUCUACGUGGUGAGGAAACCUAUGCAGUACUGCAGCGUCUGGCUAAACAUGGGAAGAAGCUUUUCCUCAUCACAAACAGUCCAUUUAGCUUUGUAGACAAAGGCAUGCACUACAUGGUGGGCAAGGACUGGAGGGACUUUUUUGAUGUGGUGAUCGUCCAGGCAGACAAGCCACACUUCUUCAACGACAGCAUUAAGCCUUUCCGUCGACUGGAUGGGAAUGGAGAUCUGAAAUGGGACCGGAUUACCAAGCUGGAAAAGGGACAGGUUUAUAAACAGGGUAACUUGGUUGACUUCCUGCGACUGACCGGCUGGCGAGGGUCUAAAGUGCUGUAUUUCGGAGACCAUUUGUACAGUGACCUUGCAGACCUCAUGCUCCGUCAUGGCUGGAGGACCGGAGCCAUAGUCCCAGAACUGGAGACUGAAACGAAGAUUGUGAACACUGAGCAGUACUCGCAGUCACUAACCUGGCUGCAGGCCCUCACUGGACUCCUGGAGCGCAUGCAGAACUUUCAUGAUCCAGAGUCUCAGAAAAUCCUUAAGGACUGGAUGAAGGAGAGAAAUGAGCUCAGAGCUAUGACAAAGAACUUGUUCAACCCUCAAUUUGGCAGCAUCUUCCGAACUUGCCACAACCCAACCUAUUUCUCUCGCCGUCUCUGCCGUUUCUCUGAUGUCUACAUGGCCUCAAUCAGCUGCCUCCUCAACUAUGACUUGAACUAUAGGUUCUUCCCACGUCGUACUCCACUACAGCACGAGGCUCCGCUUUGGAUGGACCAACUCUGCACUGGUUGUAUGAAAACGCCAUUCCUGGAAGAGAUGGCACACAUCCGUUAAUGGACCAGGGCCUUGUGAUCAAAACUCCCAGAACUGAUUUUUAAUCUUCCUACCCCUCCCACAACCCCCUUCCUUCUCAAAUAUAAAGACUGAAUGUGUAAAUGGGCUGCUUAAGACUUUUUUUGUUUAAAGGCAUUGUUUGCACGAAAAGAGCACGCUGUUCUUUAGAGAAGGCAUAAGAACAGUAAAUUGCUCUAAACUUGUAUAAAUAAACUGCAUUGGGUAGCAGGGUGUACCAAGGCUAGAUUUUGUACGGAUCCAUUCCUCCUGUCUAUUUUAUUUUGUUUUUUUUUAUGUGAAGAUUGUGCCCUUGUUUACAGUAAAAUUUCACGUGUGACUUUGAUCUGUGUGCAUACUUGUUCUGCAAUGUGUUGCCGCCAUAAACAAUGUCUUGCGUUACAGUGGCUCCUGAAGACAUGUUUGUUAUUUUACACCCUGCUACUUGACUCCCAAAUGAGGAUUGCAGCUGUGUAUUUUUUGCCAGGGAGAUGGGGAAUGAUUCAUUGUAUUGCUGAGGUGUGGAGUGGCAUAGUUUGCGAUCAGUUGCCCCUGCAAUCCAACACUUCUUAAUGUUUCACACUUCCAGAGGUCAAUUUAUUAAGUGAAUCCAUGGAACAGAUGGGAAUAAACUGCCAAAGCAGGGGAUAUAUUCUGAUUAGACCUGUGUAAAUGAUGCCAAUACAAUACUGAUCUCAAAUAUUAAUGCAUAUUUUGGAAUUGGUCCCUGUCACUCAGUCAUACUUGAUGAAUUCAUUACAAUUUUUUUAGCAUAUUAGAACUGAACAUUGAAUAUAUCAUUUUUUUUUUAAACUUAUUUGUCAAAUGUUUUACUUCUGACAUAAGGACACUGGAGAAAUGUUUAACUCUCCAAGGACCCAUGACAUACAAGGUAUGUGUCUACAGAACCACAUUUUGACAAGGCGAACUCAUAUGUCCUAUCUUGAUUGCAGACGUUGUCAUUACCCGUAAGCCUUGUGCGAGACUGCCACCUGGUGGUCAUGGGCUUGGUGUGGCUGAACAGAUCGCCUUGCAGAAACAAGACAUGCCAAACGUCACAUCCUAAUUGGGGCAAUGUUUUCAAGUGAAUGUUUAAACGCACAAUUGAUUAUUUUUUUGAUUUACAAUUUUUUUUAUUUUUAACUCUGUUCUCAGGUGAGGCAGGGAGAAUAAAAUGUAAGCUGCAGUUUUUGGGAGAAGGGGGAUAACAUGUUUUUAACUGAAAAGUAUGUAGGUGGUUUCCCAGGACAUAUGAUCAGGUUUGAGGAUUUCAUCCACUUUGUCCUGUUGAGUGGGAGAAACAACCACCGGAUCAAUUUUUGAUCCCAGAUGGCAAAUAUUUCCAUUUUCCGAUCAGGAUAAAAAAGGAAAAAGGUGACGGUCUGUAGAAUUGAAACUGCAGGGGUGAGGUUUAUUUUUUAUUUUUAUUUUAAUGCCUGCCAAUUUUUUGAUCUUUUUAUGAAUUUUAAGCUAACCGGGUUGUUUACUUACAAUAAAAAUGAUGUUACAGACUGUUGUAAAAGCUAAAUGCUAUAGCCGCCUUUGCAUCUGAAAGUUUAAAGAUGAACUGAUUUGUUCGUAAUGUCUAUCUUUAUCAUCUGUUGGUGGCUUACUCUGUUCUGUGGUUACAAUGUGCUGCUUGUAUUAAAAUGCUUCAUGUUUAACCAUAGCCAAGCUGUUACAAAAAUGCUUUAAAUAAACAGUCAAAUCAA
Pelobates fuscus (common spadefoot toad) is the source of this 3454-nucleotide messenger RNA. Its product is annotated as 5'-nucleotidase domain-containing protein 2-like. The record is from RefSeq and is a predicted model, not a curated record. The transcript is spliced from 14 exons. Gene Ontology annotation, molecular function: 5'-nucleotidase activity. NCBI's taxonomy places the organism in Eukaryota, Metazoa, Chordata, Amphibia, Anura, Pelobatidae. Bases 15 to 1745 code for a protein of 576 amino acids.